AUGAUUGGAAGUAUGUUGUAUCUCACUGCUAGUAGACCAGAUAUUGCUUUUUCAGUUGGAGUUUGUGUUAGGUAUCAAGCUGCACCUAAAGAGAGUCAUCUCAUUCAAGUCAAGAGGAUCAUCAAGUAUAUCAGUGGAACUAUUGACUAUGAUUGGGUAGAAAGUGCAUAUGACAGAAAAAGCACUUCUGGAGGAUGUUUCUUUCUAGGGAAUAACCUUAUAUCUUGGUUCAGCAAGAAGCAAAAUUUUGUCUCAUUAUCUACUGCUGAAGCUGAAUAUUUAACUGCUGGAAGUGGAUUGAAUCAAGAAAGGGAUAGUGCUCUUGAGAACCUUGCAAAUGUUGCUACUGGCAUAGAUGUUGAGCAAAAUGUCGAACCCCAAGAAGAUUAUUUUUCCUCCUCUGGUUCUGAAGACAAAUCUCAGGCCUCAGAUGAAGAGAAGAAAGAUGACAUUGAUGUAGAGAAGACUGAUUCUUCCAAUGAGAAUACUCCUUGUGUGGAGGUCCCCAUUCAGAAGACACCUGAACCCUUAUCCAAGAAGGGUAAGGAGAAAGUGAUAAUUGGUUAUGAAGAAGAGGAUUCUGAUGAUGAAUUGCUGAUCAAGGAUAUUGAAAGCAAGAAGAUUGUUGUUUAUGCAAGCAAGAAUGUUCCAGACAUCUCUACCACUGCCAAAAAUAGAGUCAAGGGGAAGAAAAUUCCUUUGAACAUUCCUAAUGCCCCAAAGGAUAAUGUGUCCUUCCACUCUGCAGAAUUUGCUAUGAGGUGGAAAUUUGUCUUUCAUAGAAGGAUUGUUUUUCAAAGGGAGUUGAGUGAAGAAGCCUUGAGUUAUACAGAGAUCAUUGGUCUUCUUGAACAGGCUGGUUUGAUGAAGACUGUUAAAGGGCUGGAUAAGUGUUUUAUUCAGUUGAUAAGGGAGUUCAUUGUGAACAUUCACUCUAAUUGUGAUAAUGAGGAUAUUAUUGAGUACAUAAAAGUUUUUGUGAGGGGAAAGGGUGCAGACUUCUCUCUUGAAGUGAUUAACACUUAUUUGGGCAGAAGCCCUGAUGUUGUGACUGAGCAGGAGCUUGACUUGGAUAGGGUUGCUAACACCCUCACUGGAAAAUCGAUCAAGAAGUGGCCAAAGAAAGGGUUGUUACCCUAUGGGAAGUUGACUGCCAAGUAUGCUGUGCUGUACAAAAUAGUCACUGAAAACUGGAUGGCUACCCAACAUUUGUCUGGAGUGACUCCUCCACUGGCCAUAAUUCUCUAUUUGAUUAGAACAGGAGGUGAUUUUGAUUUUGGAAAUUUUGUCUAUGAGCAGACUCUCAAGCUUGCUGGAUCUUUUGCUGUAAAGCUGCCUAUUCUGUUUCCAUGUCUCUUAUCUAGACUGAUUGUGCAUCAAUAUCCUAACAUUGUGAGGGCUGAAGAACCUCUAGGUAAGAAACCUCUGCCUCUCAUGUUUGAUUAUCGUUUGUCUGUUGGGACACGUGUUCCAGACAUUAUGUUGUCUGCUGCAAAAGGGACUCUCAAAUCCAGUGGCACUAAGGCACAUGGGUCAAGCAAGGAGGAUGUUUGGACUGAAUUAUAG
Messenger RNA from Lotus japonicus, 1566 nucleotides. RefSeq lists its product as uncharacterized. The transcript has 4 exons. The record is from RefSeq and is a predicted model, not a curated record. The coding region runs from base 1 to 1566 and encodes 521 amino acids. NCBI's taxonomy places the organism in Eukaryota, Viridiplantae, Streptophyta, Magnoliopsida, Fabales, Fabaceae.